Molecule: messenger RNA, 4233 nt
Organism: Athalia rosae (coleseed sawfly)
Lineage: Eukaryota; Metazoa; Arthropoda; Insecta; Hymenoptera; Athaliidae
Product: lysosome membrane protein 2-like
Exons: 4
Coding region: 412-1983 (523 amino acids)
Cellular component (GO): membrane; cytoplasm
Molecular function (GO): scavenger receptor activity
Source: RefSeq, a predicted model, not a curated record
AUACGCAUGUGUGCGGCGGGAUGAAAUCUCUUUGGUAGCGCGACCGCCUCUGAUGUCCGCUACGUAUGGGUCGUCGAGGUGUUCGUCCGUCAAGGGUCAUCCUGACGACGACGGGGUUAUCGCGUUUGAGGAAAAAAGGGGAGAAUUUUAGUUGGAAGACGAAGAGAUUUGUACGAAGGCGCACGCCGCUGGAUACGCCAGUCGAUUCAGAGUGGUUGAUCGGUGAUCUGGAAGUGUGGAAAAAGAUUAAAUGAAUAAAUAGAUGUACAAAGUAACAACGAACGGAGGAACAGCGUGACGGGAAUCGAACAGUAAAACCCUCGCGAUCAGAAGCGCAAGUUCUUCGUUCCCGUUGAAAAGAAAAUACCGUGAAUUUCGAAAACCCUGCGAAACGGAGCACACGCGUCAAAGAUGAAGGAUCAGUUCAUAUUGAACCCGGCCGUUUUCGACGUUAAAACUAUGAAGAAAGAGAGAAGUAAACUCUCCAACAUCCUGCUGAUAUUCUUCUUCGUACUGACAACGAUAGCUAGUUUUUCUCUGGUGAUUGUAUUUUGGUUUACCAGCGUCUUCGACAACGCCAUACUUUCGCAAUUGGUGUUAAAAAAUGGCACCCAGUCUUUCUCGUGGUGGGAAAACCCGCCGGUAACUCCAUUGAUUCGCGUGAUGGUGUUCAAUUACACGAAUCUGGAGGAGUAUCGUCUCGGUAAGGCGGCGAAAUUACACGUCGAGGAAUUGGGGCCGUACAUCUACAAGGAAACGUUGAAAAGAGUGAACGUCGAGAUACACGAAAACGGAAGAACGCUGAGCUACCAGGAAUACACGACUCACGAAUGGGUCGGCGGACGUCCGGACAGCGAGAUAAUAUGCGUGCCAAAUUUGCCGCUCAUGACAGCGGUUAAAAAAUCAAAGGGGAUCAAUUUUCUCGCACAUCUCGGCAUCACCGUUACCCUGGGAUUCAUGCAGGCCGAACCCUUCAAAGUGCUCACCGUCGAAAAGUAUCUCUGGGGUUACCACGACCAUCUCGUCGACACCGUCCACGACGUCCUCGCUGUCACGGGACCGAUUACCCCCGCCGAGACGUUCGGGAUGCUGAUGGGCAGAUCUGGUCUCUCGAAAGAUCGCAUAACCAUCCAAACCGGGUCCGACGAUAUAAAUCACCUCGGUUUGGUCGAGGAAUUGAACGGCGUGAAAAAACUCGAUGUUUGGGACGACGAGGUGUGCGACGGAAUCAAUGGCACCGACGGAAGCAUGUUUCCCCCGAAUCUCGUCCGAGACCCUCGAGCAAAAUUGAACAUUUACACACGCGAUAUGUGCAGAAACUUUCCACUGGAAUUUUACGGCUACGGUUCUUCCUUCGGGAUCCCAAGUUUGAGGUACAAACCGUCGAAAGAUAUUUUCACGGCAACGAGGGAGAAAAAUUCUUGCUUCUGUCAGAAGAGUUUGGACGGUAAAAAAAUCGAGAGUUGUCCGCCCGUAGGAGUUUUCAAUGCAUCGGCGUGCAAUUUUGGUGCACCGGUACUUCUGUCGUUCCCCCAUUUUUACGGGGGAGAAAAAUCCCUGCUGAAUCACGUGACCGGUUUGAAUCCGAAGAAAGAGUUGCACGAAACAUGGGCCGACAUACAUCCGCGUCUGGGGGUUCUGAUCGGAGGUUUGUCACGUUUGCAAAUUAACGUCCAGGUGAACGUCGUGCGUACGAUUCCGGUCCUCGAACCCCUAAAAGAUGGAAUGAUUCUUCCGGUACUCUGGCUUGAAAUUGGCAUUGAUACCAUACCAGAUCAGAUUCUGGGGAUGUUGAAGCACGCUUACUUCACGGCUAGCGCCGUUGAGUGCGGUCUUCAAUGGGGGAGCGUUAUUUGUACGCUUCUUUCGAUGUUCGCCGCAGCCUAUAUGGUGAGAAAAUACAAGAGAACGAACUGCGUCUCUUCUCUAAAAUUUCAGAUACAAAAGAACUUGAUAGUCGAAAGCCAGCAGUGUAAGCGAUAAGGUUUCGAACUUCGUCUCGAUUGUUUCAUUUUUUGAAAAAAAAAAAAAAAAACUUCAAACGUUCGUUUUCGGCUGUAAAAAAAAAAACAAGUUUGGAGAAAACGUCGGUGUAUUGAAAAAUUCAGUCGCGACGCAACUGGCGUUAUAGGUAGUUACGCGCGCGCGUUCGAAAAUUAAAAAUCGAAAAGAUUCCUCAUCGUUGUUAGAUGGUUCGAUGAAAAUUGAAUUCACACCAUGCAGACGAUGGAAGGACAGAAGAAUAGCUCGCGUUCACAAAGCACGAAGUUCGCCUUCAACGAGUUCAAAAUUAAGCAGGGCACUCAAAUGCGUCCGUGCGGCUUAAGUAUGAAAAGUAUUAAUCGUUUGACAGAUGGAACAGGUAUGGCAUGCGUGUAUGUGAAAUGUCAGUAGGUUAUUAUAUUGAAAAAAAUCAUUUUUUCAAUUUUUUACCGAUAUUUCUUUUUUGUCGGUAAACGAAAUACAGUUUUCCAUUACUCGUACGAUGUAUAUGUGGUAUACUAUAUAGUAUCCUCUACGACAUGUAAUACAUUAAAUCAGCGAGGCAGGAUUAUUAAUUCAUGAUCAAGUUAGAACAGAGUAGGUACGAUCCUCGCUACUAAAAUUUAAAAAAGGAAAAAAAAAAAACUCAACAGAAAUCAACAAUUUUUGUCUACAUUUUUUACGUAGGUACAGACGUGAUGAUCGUAAUAACAUCACGUCUCAAGCUAGUCACUCGCAUGCAGAUUGCACCACGUCUAUUCCAUAUGUUCAAUUGAAUCUUAAUGAGAAUCACAUAGGUGUUUACUUUUUUUUUUUUUUUUUUUUCGUUUUUGAUAAUUUUUAAACGUUAUUUAUUUUUAUUCUUUUUCUUUUCCUCGUUUCCAACAGACUCGCAAUAAUUCUCACGUUUAAAAUAAAAUUAACGUUGAUGUAAUUAUCAACGAUGUUGUUGAUCUUGUAUUAUAAACUUGUUUCUGUUUUUUUUUUUGUUCAUUUUUUAUUCGUAUGUAUAUGUAGGUGUAUAUAUAUUUUAUAGAGGCGAUAUAAGUGAUAUUUACGCCAGUUGUUUUCACGGACUCCAACAUAUGUGUAUGUGCGUACGGUAUAAAUUGACAACGUUGCAUAAAAUAUCAGAAUUAUUAUAAAAUCAGCAGGUUCUUGAUUAAUAUUUGCGUGGACAAAUUCACUGUACAACGAAUUUUUCCGAUCAGUUACUCCAUAUUUCGUAACAUCGUUAGUUUUUCUCCUUUUUUUUCGUCUUCUUCUCAGCGCCAUUCUCCAUCUCGUACGAUAUUUGAUACAAGAAACAAAUUUUUUUUUUUGUACCACAUCGAACCAUCGUGAACAAAACUGAGCGAUAGAUAACCUUUACGACAUUAAAUAUAUAAAUAUAUAUAUAUAUAUGUGUGUAUGUGUGUGUGUGUGAGUGUGUGCGUGCGUGUUACCCAUGCAAUGCGAUAUAAUUUCCGAGAAUUAUAAAUGAAGAAUUUUUCAUUCAUUUUAAUAUGCUAUAAGGUCAGUGCACAAGUUCAGUCAUUUAAUAUUUAAGCGAAUUACGUUAUUAUAAAAUCGUUAAAAAAAUAUUUAUAUUGAAUGGUUUUUUUUAAUUUUUACUUUCUUCUUAAAGUUAAUUGUUCAUAAUCGUUCGAAUUGUCGUUGUUUCUUUACUUUUCCACGUGAGCAUAUACGUAUGGUAUACAUACAUGUACAACAAGUUUCGUUCAAACAAUCGUGUAGAGUAAUUAAUUCCGUUAUGCAAUGAUAUCGAUGUAGAUUUGAAGCCAAAAAAAUAUUCGCGAGAGAGAGAGAGAGAGAGAGAGAGAAAGUGGGAGAGAAAGUGAUAGAGAGGGAGAGAGAUAUAAUUGAAUACAGAUAAGACUAUACGCAUAAUAGAAAUCGUCCCGUUUUGAAUAUGAUAAAAAUUGAACCGAAAAUAAAUGCGAUUUUUAUAUUCAACUUGUCACAAUUCCUUUUAAUUAUAAUAUAUCUUCCAUAGUAUACCGGAUGAUACACCUAUUAUAUAUACAUAAGUAUGUGUACACAUGUGGGUAUAUAUUCGUAAUAAACAGGGUAUAUAUAUAUACAUAUACAAAUUGCCUGCAUACAUACACAACUAUUUGGCAUAUUUUGAUUUUUAUUGUACAAAAUUAGAUAUUAUAGAUUUAUGUAUAAUAGAAUACCUAAAAAUAUUCUACCGUCUAAACUAUAUUAUUAAUCUAUGUAUAUAUAUAUAUAUAUAUAUAUAUAUAU